Pogonomyrmex barbatus (red harvester ant) is the source of this 1429-nucleotide messenger RNA. RefSeq names its product F-box/LRR-repeat protein 4-like. The record is from RefSeq and is a predicted model, not a curated record. Lineage: Eukaryota; Metazoa; Arthropoda; Insecta; Hymenoptera; Formicidae. Gene Ontology annotation, cellular component: SCF ubiquitin ligase complex. Gene Ontology annotation, biological process: SCF-dependent proteasomal ubiquitin-dependent protein catabolic process.
AUAUAUAUAUAUAUGCAUAUACGGAAUAUAUACUUAUAAAAGCAAGUUGACCUGGACGAAAAACUUAUUGAAGUUUCUGAAUGACUUUUUCUUCAUAAAUUAUAUCGUAAAUAUGCUGAAAUGGAUGAAGGAAUACGGUUCGAUAUUUAUAAACAGAUAUAUUAUCAAUACACAACAAUUUUUCAAAAAACAUUCAAAGGAUAUUGAAUUUUCAUCAGUCGAAGAAAAUGAAUCCGCAGAGCUACUAUGUAAUAAUAUUUCGUCAGAUGAACCCAAGGAGCUUUUACAUGACUAUUUUUCUGAGCUUCCUGUUGAAGUAAUACUAAAAAUAUUAAAAUAUUUGGAUUUGAAAUCCUUGUAUCGUAUGUGUAGAGUAAAUAAAUAUUUUAAUGAUUUAGCACAAAAUCCUAUGUUAUACACAAGUUUUAGAUUGCAUUCAUAUGAAUUACAUUGUUAUAAAAAUGUUACGGGUAAAGAUUUAUUGAAAUUAUUAGAAACAUCCAGAUAUAAAUAUUUAAAAAAGGUUGAAAUUGAUAACACUGACAGAUUUUCUAGUUGGGAAGUCUUGUCUCUCAUUCUGACAUAUGGCAGUUCUUUAACGUGCUUAUAUUUGUGUUUCACUGAAGACAUCAAUAUUGAUAAUAUCACUAGUACAAUUUCAAUAAAGUGUAAAAAUUUGAAAGAAUUGAAGAUAAGUAGAUGCGGAAAACACAUAACAGAAAAAGGAUUUCUAUGUCUUGCAAAUUUGCAGUUUUUAGAAUAUUUUGCUUUGUCUCAGAGUUAUAUAACAACUACUACUCUUUGUAAAAUAGUACGGAACAAUCGUCGAUUGCGUCACUUGGCUAUAACAUACAGUUUUUCUAAUAUUGAUUUAGUCGAUGUCUUCAAAAAAUUGAAAAAAUAUUGUCCAAAUUUAGAGAUCGUAGAUUUUCAUGGAUAUGUGAAUAUAUCCACAAUGCGAUAUUUCGAUCAACUCUCUGAGUGUAAAAAUCUUCGGGAAGUCAAUUUUAAUUCGCGGUAUACGCGCAUAUAUAAAACUGAAGAUAGUGCAAGUUUUCGUCAUUUUCUUUCCUCCUGCCAAUAUUUAGAAAAAAUCUGCUUACGACGUUAUAAAGGAUUCACCGAUCAUGAUUUAAAAGCAUUGACAUUGUGCAAAAAUUUGAAAUAUUUAGAUUUGAUGGGCAUUCAAACUCUCACAGCCAACACAUGUCAUAGUAUUUUUAAACACUGUCCUAAAUUAGAAUUUAUCAAUCUCACGUUUUGUAAUAACAUUUCUGAUUCGUUCAUUAAGCAAUGGCAAGAAGAGCAUUCACAUGUAACUAUCAGAAGAAUGGAUGAAAAAGAUCAGCUAGAAGAUAUUUUCUUUCCGUUCGACCUUGUGACAAACAUUCGUUUCUACGGAAUAUGACGUUCAGGUCCACACAACCUC